UGCUGGCUGAUACCCAAACAGGAUGAGCCAGAGAUGUCAUGGCUUUGGCUCCUACUUCCCGGCAGAUGACAGGUGGUGCAGUGCCGGCUAAACAGUAUAAUUUCUCCAGUGGUGUGGGGCAUAGACAUGCUGUGAUAAUGUGCCAUGUCUCAUGAAGAACCACAUCCAUUGUUUUAAUGUGGUGAGAUGUGUUCCACAUUGGGCAUGCGUACUCAGUAGCAGAGUAGCUGAAUAGGAGGAGAGAUGAGUGGCUUGCUUGGCGCCUGCGCAGAAGGAAGGAGGAGCUCCGUCUACUGCGCCUGCGCAAGAGCGGCUCUGCUUUGUUGCCGGAAGUGGGCGCGAUGCAGGGCCUAGCUGAGGCGGUGGCGGCGCGGUGCCUGGAGCACUAUGAGGCGCGGCUGCCCAGGCGAGGGAAGCCCCAGGCCGGGCGCGAGUGGACGCUUCUGGCCGCCGUCCUGAAGGCCGAGGAGGAGGAGGAGCUGGAGGUGGUGGCGGCCGGCAGCGGGACCAAGUGCCUCGGCAGCCAGGAGAUGCGUCGGGAGGGCGACGUCCUCAACGACAGCCACGCGGAAGUGGUGGCCAAGCGCAGCUUCCAGAGGUACCUUUUGGACCAGCUUUGGAAGGCGGUAGUGUGCCAGGACAGCCACAGCAUCUUCGUUCCAGAGGAAGAGGGCAAGUGGGCCUUGCGGUCCGGGAUCCGCUUCAUCUUCUUCUGCAGCCAGACGCCUUGUGGAGACGCCUCCAUCAUCCCUGUUCUGGAGGCAGCAGCGCCCCUGAAGCCCCCUGCUCAAAGCAAUGGCGUUGAGGAGGAGGCUGGAGGAGAGUCAGGGACUGUUUCCCCUCCCAAGAGGCCCAGAUUAGAGGACAGAAGUUCCGUCAGAGGGGUCCAGACGGUGGACGUGCACCGGACAGGGGCCAAGUGCGUCCCAAAGGGGCCCUCCGACCCUCUGCUCCCUGGUUGCGACUACCACAUAACGGGGCUCCUGCGGACCAAGCCUGGGCGUGGGCCCCGCACGGCUUCCAUGUCCUGCAGCGACAAGAUGGCACGCUGGAAUGUCCUGGGCCUGCAGGGGGCCCUCCUGAUGCACUUCCUUCAGCGGCCUGUCUACCUGUCAGCCAUGGUGCUGGCCCGUUGCCCCUACAGCCCAGAGGCCAUGCGGAGGGCCAUCGUCAACCGGUGCAAACCUGUUCGGUGUUUGCCAGACGGCUUUGCAGUCCAAGACCCUGAAGUGGAGCAGUCUCAGUUGUGCUUUGUCCACAGCCGUGAAGCAGUGCAAGCCAAAAGUCCUCUAGGGAAGGUGGUCCCAUGUGGAGCAGCCAUCAGUUGGAGCGCCGUCUCUGAGCACCCGCUGGAUGUCACAGCCCGUGGCUUCACUCAAGGGACUACCAAAAAAGGGAUCGGAGCCCCCAAGUCCAGGUCUCGCAUCUGCAAGGUGGAGUUGUUCCACGAGUUCCUGAGGCUGGUCUCCAGUGUCCCAGAGGAGCGUCUUCCACAGUCUCUCCGAGCCAAGGGGCUGCAGACCUACUGGGAUUACAAGGAAGCUGCAGUCAGUUACCAAGAGGCCUGGAAGGAGCUGCGGGACAAGGCCUUUGGCACCUGGGUGAGGAACAGCCGAGAUUACCUGCAGUUCACCUGAGAGCGGAGGCCGCCUGACCAUCCAACUGAAGUGCAUCCAGUUUUCUCAAGGCAAGAUGGACAAUUUUGAGGGCUGGAGGGGACUGUGACCCAGUGGGGAGAGGCUUUUAUUGGAACAGUGUUGCAUCUGCAAACAUCUCUUUCGGCUCCUCACACCUGGAAGAGAGAGCUGGCCCAAACCUGGAAAGUGGAGAGAGCGGAACAGAGGUGCAGCUUUGGUUCUCCUGCAUAUGGGGUGGUGCCUCUGCCUCUCCUGCUGUGUUAAGUCCCAGUGUGGGGAAAGUACAGUCCUGCCACGCCCAGGACAGCAACCAGGUCAAAGUGGCCGCUAGUGGGCCCUCACUAUGCGACGCCAGCCUCACUGGAAAAAUUGAUCCUAGUUGCCUCAGGUACAAGCGGAGUUGUAUUUGUAAUUCUGUUAACAGAUUAAAGUUUCAUUAGCAACAUCA
Molecule: messenger RNA, 2085 nt
Organism: Anolis carolinensis (green anole)
Lineage: Eukaryota; Metazoa; Chordata; Lepidosauria; Squamata; Anolidae
Gene: adat1
Product: adenosine deaminase tRNA specific 1
Exons: 8
Coding region: 342-1637 (431 amino acids)
Biological process (GO): tRNA processing
Molecular function (GO): tRNA-specific adenosine deaminase activity; RNA binding
Source: RefSeq, a predicted model, not a curated record